AUGGCACUGGAAUUUUUCCUCCCCAGGAUGGAAAGGAAGAGCCUCUUCCUAAGCCUACUUCUCUGCUACAGUCUGCUCCAAGCUGCCCAUUCCUAUAUGGUAAUUGAAGAGAAGACAGAAUGCAACCUGUCAAGGAGCAACAAAAUGACUCUGCAGGAUCUCCCACCCAUCUCCAUAGUAGAGGCAGAGAAGGAGAAAUCUUCCAAGAAAAACGCUGAACCAAAGACAUCUCCGAAACCAAGGCCCACACCAGCUGCUGACUGCGUGCCAAACUUCAAAACCUGCAAACCACACUUGAAUUCAUGUUGUAACUACUGUGCUUUGUGCAAAUGCCGAAUUUUUCAGACCAUCUGCCAGUGUCUAAUGUUAAGCCCAAAGUGCUAA
This is a messenger RNA of Egretta garzetta (little egret), 384 nucleotides long. It is a transcript of the gene ASIP, whose product is annotated as agouti signaling protein. Gene Ontology annotation, cellular component: extracellular region. Lineage: Eukaryota; Metazoa; Chordata; Aves; Pelecaniformes; Ardeidae. Gene Ontology annotation, molecular function: neuropeptide hormone activity; melanocortin receptor binding. The transcript has 3 exons. The record is from RefSeq and is a predicted model, not a curated record. Bases 1 to 384 code for a protein of 127 amino acids. Gene Ontology annotation, biological process: hormone-mediated signaling pathway; melanosome organization; positive regulation of melanin biosynthetic process.